UGCAUUAAACGUUGUUAAAUACAUAUAUUUUUCAGUAAGAAUAAGAAUUUACUUAGUACAACACAAAAUUCUGAGUUUCCAACAAUACUCGUAUUUUAACUUUCACUGGUCAGGCAUAAAUGCAACUUUUGUCAUUAUGAAGCAUAACAAAUUGCGAAGACACCGCGUAAAAGAAUGCGUGAACCUUGUGGAGUUGAUAAGAAGAAAAAGAAAUCAAGCAUGCAGUUUUAGCUGUUCCAGUAGCUAUAGACGGAAUAUAAGGAGCAGAGGUAAUAUCGUAAGCGAUAACAAACGCUCCCUCGGCUUAAAAUAUAGCCAGAAUCAAAAUUACGCUUUUCAACAAAACCUUGAAGCAAGUGCAGUUUUUGAAAGGUCCUCGCCUUCGUUGAUUUCUUCUGAUCGCGCUUCGCAGAAGAACAUAGUUCGUAACUAUUGUAGAGAACACGACACAAAGAUUAACGCCCCUUUAAAUCAAAAUCUUUCCAAACCGGAAUCGCAAGACAUUAUGCUGCCAGGUAGAACUAUAAACCAUGAUUGCGAUGAAGAACCACGAUUGCGUGAUGACAAUGAAAAACCUUUUGUACCUUCCGAUGAAGUUCUAUCCGCAAAAACGGAUAUAAGCACACCACAACAAACGCUAAAUUCUUACGCUGUAUUUGAUUUACAACAGUCUAACGAAAAUGAAGAGUUCCAUUUAAUAAACGAUGGUUUGAUCACUGAAAAUACUCCUAUUCACAGUCAGUCCAAACUUCAAAUUAUAGAUAACACGUUUAUCUCUGAACAUGUGUCUAGUAGACAAAUAAUAACUGAUGAAGAAGCCGGUGGCGACGGUCAUCAUAAUAAUUCGAUCAUCGAAAUCGAAAUAACGCUACAUUCUAGCAAUGAUACCAACUCUGAAGAAGAGGUCGAAGUGGAUUAGAAUGAACCUGCAAUGGAAUUCGGCGAAUAGCGAAGAAUUUAUGCGUUUCCCUACAAAUGUAUGUAUAUUAUAAUCUAAAAAGAAUUGAAAAGAGCUAUACUUAAAUGAAUUUCAAUAAUGUCUAAAUCACGGGAAUUUUAAGUUCUUGCAAAUAUAUACAUAUGUACUUACAC
Molecule: messenger RNA, 1092 nt
Organism: Rhagoletis zephyria (snowberry fruit fly)
Lineage: Eukaryota; Metazoa; Arthropoda; Insecta; Diptera; Tephritidae
Source: RefSeq, a predicted model, not a curated record